CCUUCUGUCCGGGUUGGCCAAGACUUGGAAGAGAAGUGGAGGUGGGAGGGAGCGAUGUUGCGAAAGUCACCUAAAAAUUGGGGCGGGGAGAGGAGCUUACAAUUAGGAGGGCGAGGAAGCUGCAAAAGUUGUAGGAGGAAGGUUGCGAGGUCCGGUGGGUGCGCCCUAUCCCAGAGGGAAGGGACAAGUGCCACGGCAGAUUCUGGAAGAUGCUAGACAAAAAUAUGGAACUAGUUUUCCUAACAGUGGUUAUAAGCCUAGGUUGCGUUGCUCUUUUGUUAUUCCUUCAGUGGAAGAACUUGCAGGGACCCCCGUGCAUAAGGGGCUGGAUUCCUUGGAUUGGAGCUGGAUUUGAAUUUGGAAAAGCCCCGCUAGAAUUUAUAGAGAAAGCAAGAAUCAAGUAUGGACCAAUAUUUACCGUCUUUGCUAUGGGAAUUCGAAUGACCUUUGUUACUGAAGAAGAGGGAAUUAAUGUGUUUCUCAAAUCCAAAGAAGUAAAUUUUGAACUAGCUGUGCAAAAUCCCGUCUAUCGUACAGCAUCAAUUCCAAAGAAUAUCUUUUUAGCACUGCAUGAAAAACUUUAUAUCACAAUGAAAGGGAAACUAGGUACUACCAACCUACGUCAAUUCACUGGACAACUGACUGAAGAAUUACAUGAACAACUGGACCAUUUAGGCACUCAUGGGACAAUGGACCUGAACAACUUAGUAAGGCAUCUCCUUUAUCCAGUCAGUGUGAAUAUGCUCUUUAAAAAAGGUUUGUUUCCCACAAACAAGAGGAAAACCAUGGAGUUUUAUCAGAAUUUUGAAGCUUAUGAUGAAGGUUUUGAGCAUGGGUCCCAGAUGCCAGAAUUUCUCCUGAGAAACUGGUCAAAAUCCAAAAGUUGGCUUCUAGCAUUUUUUGAGAAAAACAUUCCAGAUAUAAAAGCAUACAAAUCUGAAAAAGAUAAUUCCAUGACAUUAAUGCAGGCUUUGCUGGACAUCAUAGAGAUAGAAACAAAUGAGAAAAGUCCAAAUUAUGGGCUUCUACUACUUUGGGCUUCUUUGUCCAAUGCUGUUCCUGUUGCAUUUUGGACACUUGGAUUUGUCCUCUCUCAUCCCAGUAUCCACAGGACCAUUAUGGAAGGCAUAUCAUCUGUUUUUGGCACAGCAGGUAAAGAUAAGAUUAAAGUGUCUGAGGAUGACUUGAAGAAACUCCCUCUAAUUAAAUGGUGUAUUUUGGAAACCAUUCGUUUAAGAGCCCCUGGUGCCAUUACUAGAAAAGUGCUGAAACCAGUUAAAAUUUUGAAUUACACUGUACCUUCUGGUGACUUGUUGAUGUUGUCUCCAUUUUGGCUACAUAGAAAUCCAAAGUAUUUUCCUGAACCUGAAUUGUUCAAACCCGAACGUUGGAAAAAGGCAAAUUUAGAGAAGCAUGCUUUCUUGGACAGCUUCAUGGCAUUUGGAAGCGGGAAGUACCAGUGUCCUGGAAGGUGGCUCGCUCUGUUAGAGAUUGAGAUAUGUAUCAUUUUAUUCUUUUAUUAUUAUGACUGUAGUCUUCUAGACCCAUUGCCAAAACAGAGUUCUCUCCAUUUGCUGGGUGUCCAGCAGCCAGAAGGACAAUGCCAAAUUGAAUAUAAACGAAGAAAAUGACAUCUUCCGGGGCUAAGGAGGGCGGGCAUUCUGAAGGACGAACUGCCCCUCAUCCACUGGCCCAGCAGUACCCAGACCUGAGCUCAACAAAAACAUGCUGCUGUCCCUUGUUUUAGUAUUUAGUUCAAGAAAAUGUCCAAAUGGCACCUGUGUCUGAGAUCGCAAGAGUAGACCGAGAAACUGACAUCUCUCUCACUGAUACAGAGACCUGAAUACAUGGUUUAUAGAAAAUGUUUAAAUGAUCAAGAAGAAGAGGCAUUUCUAAAGAAGUUGGAAUUUGGUUCAUGCAAAACUGUAUUAAAACUGUAAAUAGAAAUCAUGUCAUUUGAAUGAAAAUGUUAGUCCAUUAAUUUACUGUGAAGGCAACAUACUUAACUUUCUGUUUUGAAAAAGGCUAUACUAAAAACAAAAUAUUAAAUAAUGAUUUCUGGAAAGUCUAUUUUUCUUAAUAUUUACUAACAAUUGGAACUCUAUUAAUAUAAUUCUUUACUGUAAACAACUCCAUUAAUAUAAUUCUUUACUGUAAACAUGUCUAAUGCUAAAAGUAUGAAUAAAAUAUGAGCUUUCUAAGACCUAUGAAGACAGGGA
Messenger RNA from Rhinolophus ferrumequinum (greater horseshoe bat), 2219 nucleotides. Its product is annotated as 24-hydroxycholesterol 7-alpha-hydroxylase. Gene Ontology annotation, biological process: bile acid biosynthetic process; cholesterol homeostasis. The transcript is spliced from 12 exons. The record is from RefSeq and is a predicted model, not a curated record. The coding region runs from base 210 to 1631 and encodes 473 amino acids. Gene Ontology annotation, molecular function: steroid hydroxylase activity; oxidoreductase activity, acting on paired donors, with incorporation or reduction of molecular oxygen; heme binding. Lineage: Eukaryota; Metazoa; Chordata; Mammalia; Chiroptera; Rhinolophidae.